Messenger RNA from Lingula anatina, 2191 nucleotides. RefSeq names its product 2,3-bisphosphoglycerate-dependent phosphoglycerate mutase. The record is from RefSeq and is a predicted model, not a curated record. Gene Ontology annotation, molecular function: intramolecular phosphotransferase activity. Gene Ontology annotation, biological process: glycolytic process. NCBI's taxonomy places the organism in Eukaryota, Metazoa, Brachiopoda, Lingulata, Lingulida, Lingulidae.
AAAGGAGUACCGAAUAGAAGGCACUAAAAAAUUGAAAGAGAAAGAGGACGAAACAAAGAGGGGGAGGGGCUUGUAUUGAGUGGUGAUGCAACUUAAGAACCACGGAUAGCGAUGUUUACGUAGCUAAAUUCCAUAGGCAUGACAAGAGUCAAGAAAUUAAUCUUGCGGCUUACCAUAUUCGACUUUUCCUUCAUAUAGGAUACAGCUGUAGGUACCGUACAUAAAGGAUGUUAAAAGGCAGUUUAAAGACUGUAGAGGACUGAAAACAGUAACAGAAGGUAAUACAGGAUAGACCAGAACAUAUACCCCAUUUAACCAGAGUAAUCAAGGAGAGAAGAAGUAAUCUGAUAAAAAAAAAAAAAAGAGAAAAAACUGAUUCAAAUGCUGCAAAGCAUUGAUCCAGAAUAAGAAACAAAACCAAAAACAGAUCAUUUGUUGAUUCGUUGAAGAAUUUAGACGUCAUGACUGACAAUAAUCACAACUGCAGAGCUGUUUCUCUUGUGUUACUGAGACAUGGAGAGAGCAUUUGGAAUAAGGACAAUAAAUUUUGUGGCUGGGUGGAUGCAGACUUAGCUGACACUGGACAUCAGGAAGCAAAAACAGCAGGCAGGAUCCUGAGAGAAAAGGGUUUUACCUUUGAUGUUGCAUUCUGCAGUGUUCUGAAAAGAUCUGUUAAAUCUUUGAACAUUGUGUUGGAUGAGCUUGACCUGCAUUGGAUCCCAGUAUUCAAACAUUGGCGACUCAAUGAGAGACACUAUGGGGCAUUACAAGGCAAAAAUAAGGCAGAGACAGCUGCUCUGUUUGGAGAGGAACAAGUAAAGAUUUGGCGUAGAGCCUAUGAUGUAAGACCACCUCCCUUAGAAGACUCAGACCCAGGCUGGCAAGGGGAAGAUGCUAGGUACAAGUUCAUUGACAAAAGACUUAUUCCCAGACAUGAAUGUUUAAAAGAUGCAGAACAAAGAAUUCUUCCAUACUGGCAUGAUGUAAUAUUCCCAAAGAUCAAGUCUGGAUCCAGAGUGCUGAUCUGUGUUCAUGGCACAAGUGUGCGUGCAUUGCUGAAAUAUUUAAACAAAGUGCCUGAAGAAGAAAUCAUUGAUCUUAAUAUUCCAACAGGAAUACCUUUAGUUUUUGAGUCUGACAAAGACCUUAGUCCAGUACGUCACUACUAUCUAGCUGAUGAGGCCAAAGUACAAGCAGCCAUACAGAAGGUGGCAGAUCAGGGAAAAGCAAGGAACUGAAAACCUAACAUUUUUCACUUUUUCAUUAUUUUUGUCUUCCAUUUUUUUCUACUAUUUCCUAAGAGGACUGUUAAUGUGUACUUUUGAUACAAAUUAGUAUUACUUUUAACUUUGAAAUUCUUUCCUUACCCAAAAGAUUUCUCUGAUUUAUAAUUUAGAUUAUUUUAAUGGUAAUCCUAGCUUGCACAAAUCUUUCUAUGUUUUUGUUUACCAGGGAGUAUUAUCAGACACUUUUGACUUUGGGAUAUUUGACAAAUGGUGACUUUUCCUUCAUUUAGUAUAUGAAGAAUAGCCUAAAGUCAUAUUUUGCCAAAAUGGGAAUUUUUUACAAACAGAUUAAAAAAUAUGCUGAAAUUGUCUAGGGACUCAUUUGAUGUAGGUGCAGGUUGUUUCUAAAAUUAUGCAAUGAAUACAUACUGGUGUACAUGUGGCAAAGUAAUAAUGUGGCACGCUCUUGCAGUAUUAUUUACCAUGGGUCUCAAUUGAGUUGACUCUUGCAUCAGCUGUGUUGUGGUCUUGUUAAGUUUCUGACAAACUUUAUGUCAUGUCAUUUUGUACAACGGAAGAAAUGAUCAAGUGUUGUUAAAAUACCAAUUAGACAAGUAGGAAAAUAUCUUUAGGGAUUAUAAGUUAAGUUAUUGAAGUCACAGUUUUCUGAGGAGUUUGUUUGAACAAAUGAGACGUUUUAACAUUUCCAAUCCAUGGUUUGUAUGCUUUCAUAUUUCUGUAAAUUACCUUGUGAAAUAAGUUGAAAACAAUUUAUUUGAGAAUUUAAUCGAUAUCUAGCUUUAAGAAAACUGUGACUGUUUUUAGACAUUAACUUUGAUUUUAACAUAAAAUGCUGUUACAUGUACAAGUCUUCUUGCUUAAACAGUAAGAUUCUUUUUAAUGUUAUUUAAAAGAUGUAGGGUGUGACAAAACUCUUUUUAAUCCGCGCAGCUCAUUUGUUGAUU